This is a messenger RNA of Mercenaria mercenaria, 9305 nucleotides long. RefSeq names its product tensin-3-like. Gene Ontology annotation, molecular function: protein binding; phosphatase activity. The record is from RefSeq and is a predicted model, not a curated record. Gene Ontology annotation, biological process: dephosphorylation. The transcript has 27 exons. Bases 539 to 5821 code for a protein of 1760 amino acids. NCBI's taxonomy places the organism in Eukaryota, Metazoa, Mollusca, Bivalvia, Venerida, Veneridae.
UUUUGAACGAUAUUCAUCAAGUGAAACUUGUCGAGUAAUUAUCACGCAGAUUACGGGAACUGCAAUAUGUGAUAGAUAUUAGUGAUUUUUGCGAUUAUUUCAAGAACUCGUUUUCCAGAAACGUUGUUUUCGAUGAAGAAGGUGAUAAAACAUAUGUUUGGAAGGAAACUGUAAUAUUUUGUCUUCAGGAUUAAAAAAAAAAAAUAGCAUAUUUUUUCCUCUUUGCUUUUCACGGAUUUGUUAACCUGCCUAGAUAUGUAAUUUGCUAACAGCGGUAAAUCAUGUCUAAUAACUCUGUUGCAUGACAGUAUGUAUUGCACGAAAUAUAGGUGUUGCAGCAUUCCACAGGAUUAGUAUCUGGUUUGUCAGUAACUUGUAAACAAAAUUAUAUCUGAAGAUUCAAUAAAUAUUGAAGGAAGUAACUUGUAAAAAAAAAUCAUAAAAAUAUAAAAAAAAAAAAAAUAGGAAAAAAAGACUGUAUUUUAGGGUUUACAAUAAUCGGAAAAAGGACUGUAUGGUAUAAUAUAAGGACUGCAAGAUGAUAAAACUGAUGUAUGCUGACCCAAAUUACAGGUGGUCUCAUCACAACAAAUUUGUCAAUGACAGAUAUGUCAGGAGACAGGUUGUUACAUCUUGCGUUCCACAGCUGAACCAUGAGCUGAGUCAUGAAGACACCCUGAACCACAAUUUCUCGGGCUUCCCAAAAGUUCAAGCUGUGCCGGGAAUAACGCAACAGCGGGGCACGAUGUCGUCCAACUUGAACGAGAUGAUCGCACGUGACCAUGUGGAUGGCGGAGAAGUAGGAUGCAUUCUUGACCUGGUUUACAUCACAGAAAGAAUCAUUUCGAUGUCCUUUGCUUCUGAAGAACAUGACAACACGUACAAAUACAAUCUGAAAGAAGUAACACGUAUGCUGAAAACCAAACAUGGAGACAACUAUCUGGUGAUAAACAUCUCCGAAAAGAGACCAGAUCUAGCCAAGCACUGUCCGCAAGUCCUGGACUACGGCUGGCCGGAUAAUUUGGCUCCGCCUCUUGAACGGCUCUGCAGUAUAUGUAAGGCAAUUGACCAAUGGAUGGGGACAGAUCCAAACCAUGUGGUUGUGGUCCAUUGUAAAGGUGGGCGUGGCAGAAUAGCUGUCGUCAUAGCAGCCUAUAUGAGAUACAGUAAUAUAUGUGCAAGUGCUGACCAGGCAUUAGACAGAUUUGCUAUGAAACGUUUCUAUGAUGACAAGCUUGGAGGAUUACCUCAACCCUCUCAGAGAAGAUAUGUUCAUUAUUUUGCGGGUCUUCUUUCCGGUGCAAUACAAAUCAACAGCAGUGCUCUUUACCUUCAUCACAUACUAAUCCACGGUGUGCCGAAUUUCGAUACGCGUGGUGGCUGUCGGCCAUUUAUUAAAGUCUACCAGGGAAUGCAUCCCAUUUUCACAUCCGGUGUUUACAAUGUAACAGACAAUAUGCAGAAGGUGUGUAUAUCGAUAUCGCCAGGAAUUCCACUCAGAGGAGAUAUCCUCAUCAAAUGUUACCAUAAAAAGAACAAUGCAGGACAACGUGAAAUGAUCUGGGGAUGUCAGUUUCACACAUGUGCUAUAUCCCAUAAUUCCCUGGUAUUCAGCAAAAAUGAACUUGACUUUGGCAUAAAUGAUCCAAGGUUUCCAGAUUCCGGAAAAGUAGAGUUUGUUUUUGGCAACAACUCGGAAGGCUUGGUUCAAGUGGCAGAUUUCAAGUCCGAUGUAACGGUGCCCGUUGACGACUCCACGGAAGCGCUAACUAGAUGGGACUCCUAUGAGAACUUUGGCAAGACGGUCGAUGGCAAAGAAACUGAUGUGAAUGCCAACGGCCUACAGAGUUCUCAUCAUCAUCAGCAACAGCACGGGGUCGACAGUUUUCGAGUAACGCAACUGGAUCAUUCUCAGGGUCCUGUUGACGGGAGUCUUUACGCGCAAGUCAACAAAAGAAAGCUGGAGUCGCAGAUCAUACAAAACGGGCCGACCAAACUACAAAAUGGCGGCUCGUACUCAUCGAGUAUAGACUCGGGUAUUUCUGCAUUCUCUGUACCCAUGGGAACAUCCACCACCCAUAAAAGCAGUAGUGAAAGUUGGUCUUAUAACACACGUGAACGUGAUUUCCACCAGCCAACCAUGUCGAAUACUAGUAUGAGCAAAUCUUACAGCUCUUCAACGAGUCCACGAUCGGGGAAAGUUGCGCUAGAUGAACAAACACAGCUUGAUCAGAUUUUAAGUGACUUGUUAAACGAUCAAGCAUUUGUAAGUCAAAAAUCUUCGCCAGGGACGCGGAGUUUUAAAACUGUUGAAGAACAUACGAGCCCAGAAGGCAAUAUAGUGGUUCAAAGAGGCGAUGUGACUUAUAAAGUGCCAGAAGUGAGGUCAGAAAAACAUUAUUCUGUGAAAACAGAAAGUAAAACAAUAACUGAUGAUAAAUAUAAACCAGUGAAUGCAUUUACUUAUACACCGUCAUCUCCAGAAAUGUCACGGAGCCCACAGAGCCCAAAGGCUCCUUAUAGAACUGAUUACGAGAAUAAUUAUAGAAAAGAAUCAUAUAAUUACCAGACAAACGGUCCAUCCUCACUUAGUGAUGGUGAACAUUCAUUGUCAUGGUUACAACAACAACAGGCUAAAUUGCGAGAAAAGAGUUCAGAACGUGAUCCAAGUCGCCAUAGAAAUGAACAGAUGCUGAUUGAAGAACUGAAAAAAUCACAAACUCAAAAUAAAUAUUUUCAAAAGCGAGCGCAGAGUGAGGAUGAAUCAUCGAAAGUUUCAUCUCCUUUACAAAAUGGGCCCGUAAGCCCAUAUAGUUACACAGUUUCACGUACUCAUACAUAUAAUACAGAAAAAUCACCCAGUGACACUUCUUUUCGACCUCAUGACACAUUGCCAGUAGCUGCUUCUCAUACGACAUACAUAACGGAGCAGACGGCAUCAUCCUCUUCAAAAGUUUCAAAUAAACCUCCGCCAUCCCCUAUUUUACAAAGAUCCGUAACUUCUACUGUAAGUACAGCCCCUGUUCCCCCACCCCAGCGCACAAGUAGCCGAGAUUACAUGCAACACCAGCAUCAACAGCAACAGCAACAGCAGCAGACGCGAAAUCGAACAUACAGUGGAGGAGGCUACCAGCAGGCUUCAACCUCCUGGAGGAGCGAGACUCAUACUCAACCCAGGGUCAUUCAGAGACAUCACUCUGAAACGGCUUACGAUCGUGACCAUUUUGAGCGUGAAUCGCGUCAGCAAUAUAGGACUCCACCUUUAUCGCCAAGAUCUGUGUCACCCCAUACAUUUCAAAGCUAUAAAACUGUGUAUAAAACAAUACACCAUGAUGAACCGGAUUUUUCGCAACCUCAACCGAUUGAAGUUCAAAUUGAAAAACAGACACAAAAAGAACAGCAGACAGUUCAACAAGAUGCAAAUAAACCGCAUUACAUCACAGAGGUCAUAGUUCAGAGAACAGGAGGGUCAGAUUCUAAGAGUAGUACUCUGAACAGAAAUGAAAGGGACAGACAAGAGACUGAUAACCGUCUUGACGCCCUCGAGAAAUCCCUACAGGCUGCCCAAAACUCAAUAAUGGCAUCAUCUCCAUGGCAACAACAACAACAACAGCAGCAGAACGUCAUGAAACAGGAAGUACGUCAGUUUGAGACGCGUUCAUACGAGACGAAAACGGAACAGCGUCAAGAACAGAGGCACGAACAGCAACGAGUGAGUAGAGAGGAAAUAAAUGGAGGUUACCCCCGUAGCAUGUCGCCCGUGUGGGAUAAUUUGCCCACUGAGCAUGUGCAGCAAACUCAUGUUGAGCCCAAAAAGAUUGAAGUAACAGAGGAAGACCGCAUCACGCUGAAGCCCAUCGGCCCAGGAGUUCAACAGUUGGAGCCUGAGGGCUCGCACUCUGGCAGCACUCUCGGACGGGACAGUACACUGGGUCGGGCAACCACACCCAGUUUUCCAACAAGCCCAGUUGCAUCUGCAGAGCACAUAAUACAAGCAGUGCAUGAGAAAGCUCGCCGGAUGUCAAUAGGUUCCUCUAACCAAUCACUGAAUAGCAUUGGUGGUUACCUUGCAACCCCACCUUUUCCAGUCACACCUAGGACCCCGUACACGAAUAUUUCAGUGUCAACGAGUCCUUACAACCUGCACGGUCACGCUACCCGACCCCAGCAGAGCCCCUUUAACUACGGGUCUUCUGUUGCCUCGGGGCAGUACAGUUCCCAGCAGUCUUUGAAUAGUGUUUUCGAACGUGAAGAUCCGAAAGAUCAUUACAAUACGAUAGUAUCUCGUCAGCUUAUGCAUAGUGCCCACGAUCCUACAUACGCUUCUAUAACAGACAAUGAUUUUGGGAAUGCUAAAGUUGGUAGCAAUGUGACGAGCCCGACUGGUACCCUGCAGUCUGAUAAGAUGCAAUAUCAAACACAGUACAGCACCCAACAGCAGUCGUACCAGACAAGCACCCUCCCUCACGGUGGACAGCCUCUAGCCAGCCAGCAGUAUCUGACAAACACACUACCCCAUAGUGCACCCCAGCCAGUCAGCCAGUCAUUUCAAAGCAGUACCUUGCCACAUCAGUCUGGAUUUAAUCAGCAGCAGCAGCAGCAGCAGUUCCAGCAGCGGCAGUAUCAGCAGUAUCAGACAAGCUCGAGUCAGCAGUACAAUACCCAGCAAUACUCAACCAGCUCCCAGGACGGCAGUCUCCACGUGGACACAAACCCGAGAAUGUUGACGACACAACCUGCCAGAUCCCCAUCUUCACCAGGGAGCCCACCGUCUCCUGGUAACUUGAACACUUUGAGGCAGCAGCUCCAUGUGGCCCACGGUAUGUCAAACAAUGCCGUGAGCCCAGGCCCACACUCUGCUACAGGUCAGAGUUCACCAAGUGUCUACUUCGGACUGUCCAGACGCGGCAGUCUCACAUCAUUAGUUGACUCGGAGGCCAUGCACACUACACCACGAUUUGUGAAGGACACGUCUAAAUACUGGUACAAGCCAAGUAUCUCCAGAGAAGAAGCCAUUAUGAUGUUGAAAGACAAAGCACCUGGGACGUUUGUUGUGAGAGAUUCCAACUCUUUCCCCGGAGCAUUCGGACUCGCCCUCAAGGUAGCACAGUUGCCGCCCAAUGUUCAGACUAAAUCAACAGGUGAUCCUAUGGCUGAUCUGGUCAGGCACUUCCUGAUUGAACCCACAAGUAAAGGUGUCCGUCUGCGUGGCUGUUCUAACGAGCCAGUAUUUGGAUCUUUGGCAUCCCUGGUGUACCAGCAUUCAAUCACACCACUAGCACUGCCUUGUAAACUUGUGCUUCCGGAGCAUGAUCCAUCUCACAUAGUGUCAGAAGUGUCACCUACCACUGAGAUGCCAAAUUCAGCCUCUCAGCUUCUUGCACAAGGGGCAGCUUGCAAUGUGGUGUACCUGAAUUCAGUAGAUACCGAAUCUCUGACUGGCCCCCAGGCGGUAGCCAGGGCGUGUAAAGUAACAUUUGAAAAUCCACCACCGAAAACCACACAAGUGCACUUCAAGGUGUCCAACCAAGGUAUUACACUGACAGAUAACCAACGCAAGUUGUUUUUCCGUCGACACUAUCCAGUAGCAGCAGUAACAUAUUGUGGAGGUGAUCCUGAGGACAGAAAAUGGAGGAGGAACACUGAUGUACCAGGGGUUCAAGCAGAUGCCCGCGUUUUUGGUUUUGUAGCUCGGAAGCAAGGAUCCAUGUCUGAUAACUGCUGUCAUCUUUUUGCGGAAAGUGAUCCUGAUCAGCCUGCCAGUGCCAUUGUUAACUUUGUAACAAAGGUUAUGAUUGGACAGGGAAAAAUAAAAUCAUAGCUGAUUGGUGGAUUUGAAAUUUUAAAAAAUGUUUAGAAGUGUUUUUAUUGGAUGGUUUAGUGUUUAUGCAAAUUUGUUCAGAGUGCCUUGCAGUGAAGGAAAUGAAGGAAAUUGAUUGGUUUGUUUUGAAAAAUAGUGCCAGCUGAUUGGUCAAAAAGGAAAUAUUAUAGGGUAGAUCCAGUAAUGGUAUGAGUUGUGUUCAGAUUUGAUAUUUUAAAAAAGGCUUAAUGUUAUUGGUUGUUUUUAGACAUGUGAUGUAUUUAUAUUAUGUGUUGUGACAAUUUCUAUUUAUAGCUGUACUUCAAUAUUUUAUCUUGUAUAGAUACAACAUAUUGUAAAGAGUUAGUGACAGAUGUAACAUUGCUUUAAAACUUGUUAAUUGUUAGUUAGUUAGGCAAUGAAUAAAGGUUGAAAGCACGUAGUCAUACAUGUUUAGUUUAGUUUAUAAACAUGGAAAUUCGUUUUUUAAAUAAAAAUGUAUGAUACAGUACAUAAUUUAACUUUUUUAAAACAUCAUAUUUAUGUUUUUAAAAGUUCUGCCAUUCUGUGUGUAGAGUGUAUAAUUAUUAUGUCAUUGUGUAUAUGUAUAGUGUAUAUGGUGUUACUAAUUUUUGACAUAGUGCUUUUUGCACAAAAUAAUGCUUUCAUAUGUUUUGCUUCAUACAUUUUGAUGAUACACCUGUAUUUAUGCAAUUUUACUUUUGGCAUAUUUUAUUUUGUCUAUUACCAAGUCAGCAGUUUUAUUAAAACUUGGAAAAACUGCAACUUGUAGAUACAAUUUUAAUAAAAUGGACUGCAAAAAAAGUUUCUUAGAGGCAUUGAAACUACAGAUCUAUCAAAAUCCCAUGAUUGUGAAAAUUUUAUGAGCCUUAUAUAAUUUCAUGUAAAUUUCAUCUUUUCAGUUGCUUGAGGACUCAAAUAAUUUUGUCCUCGUCAUUUGUAUUUUUGAUAUGCUGUAUUUCAAAUUUUAAUUAAUUGUUUACCAAUUUCAGAAAUGUCUUCAAAUCUUGCAGAAUUUUUGUUGCCAUCAGAAUCGUAUAUCAUCCUGCUUUAGUGCAAGUUGUUUUGAAAGGAAAGUACAGUAAUUUACAUACAUGCAGUUUUUUGUUAAAAUGAAAUCUUUACCAUUUAAUUUUGCAUGUUUCGGAUGUGUAUAUUAUGGUAUAUAUAUAUUUUAUUUAAUAUUUGUUGUAAAGUGUUAAGCAUUUUUUAUUACUUUUAUUGCUUUUUUGUUGUAUGGAAUUCUCCCAUGCCCCCAGAAACAUUAAAUAUAUUCGAAGUGUUCUUCAGCUUCGGAGGCCCUAAAUUUAUAAGAUUAUUAGUGAAUUGUUUUUAUCCAAGAUGUGAGGAAAUAUAAUAUUGUGACAACUUUGUAAUGGCACUAUUUGAACUGUGUUCAGAAAAUAGACAAGCAACAUAUUAAAUACUUCAAUGUUGAAGUUAAGAAAAGUGGAGUUUAUGAAAAAAAAAUAUAGGCAGACAUCAUAACAUUCAAUUUCUUACAUGAAGACAUUGGAUGUGAAAAAUGGAAAUUUAAGAUUUGAACUAAUGAAAUUCCUCAUAAAUUUUGAUGCUAUAAUUCAUAUAUAUGUUGUUAAUGAUGCAUUUUUUAAUCUGAAAAAUGGCUUGACACCCUGUAUUUGCAUCAUAUUUUAUAAUUAUUACAUUUGUUCAAGUCUUUACAUUUUUUUUCUGCACAUUUGUUAAAUGUAUCAUUAUACAUUGUACACAUGUAAGUAUUUAUUGGUAUUUGUUAAUGCUUCUGGGCCUUUUUGAUAUUAGGAGCUAAAGAUCUGAGAGGAGCAAGAAUUGUGGGAAAAUGUUGUUUGUAAACCAGUCCAGGAAUGCAUCCGUAUCAUUGGUCAAUUUCAAAGUUGUUCCAAAAAGCAACCAGUCAGAUGCUUUUAAUUUUUAGACUGGUUUAAAAAAACUCUUUCAUAGACUGGUUAUAAGAAAGAUUCUGCUUUAACACUGGCUGUUGACCAUUUAGCUGGUUUUGAAUAAGAGGAUCUUAUAAGCCUUUUGGAAAGCCACAUGAACGAAAUACCGUGUCUUGCAGGUGAGCGGUGGAUUAUUUAAGAAGGAAUUCUUGAAUUUUCAAGAUGUAAUUGUUACAUGAUUUUAGUUACGGAUUUUUUUAAAGGUGCUAUUUCUUAAUUGUUGUUUGUGUAAUAUGCGAUUUUAAUUCUUGUCACAUAUGGUAAAUAUCAUGCAAAGUAAACUGCUUUUAGUUACCAUUUCUGUACCUCUCAACAUUAUAUGCUUGCAUUUUAAAAUUUAUGCACAGUAAUAAUUAUAUAUAUAUAAAAAUUAAUUUUACCUCAGCAAUAAUAUACACUAUCACACUACUCUGGAGAAAUUUAUUCAAAGUUUAUUAUGUCUUAAGUGGAAAAGUCACUCUAUACAUAUGUCUAAGUUCAUUUAUGUCUGACAAGGUAAUAGCAGUUACAGAUUUAUGUCUGAGUUAGUCUUAUGUCUGCACAAAUGAGAAUAAUUGCAGAAUUAUGUCUGAAUUAGACAUGUCUGUCCAACUAAUACCAGUAGUAAACUUAUGUCUGAAUUUGUCUUAUAUCUGCAUAAGUAAGAAUAACUGUGGAAUUAUGCCUGAAUUGGUAAGAAUAAAUAGCCACAGACUUAUGUCUAAAAUAGACUUGUGACAUUGGUAGCAAGAAUUGCUGUUGACUUAACGUCUUAAUCGGGACAACUGUGAUAUGUUUAGAUAUUGAAUAUGUAAGAUCUCGGAUAGAUUUUCGGUAUCUUCUCAAUCAAAACCAAAGCAGUUUACCUUUUAGUUGUUCUAUAUUUCUGUCUAUAUUCAUGUUAAAUUGCUGUUGUUGUUAAAACCUCAAACAUUAGUCCUGUGAGAUAGAUCUAUGUUUUGGAAAAUUAAGCAAAAAUGAAAUGUUAAAAUUAUAGGGUUGCAAUAACCUGUUUGGAAACUAUUAGUUACUGGAGAAAAUGUUAGAACAAGACUAAAAUGAAAACCAGUUAAAGUUUGAUUUUAGACAAGGAAUUUUGACAGUGUGAAUAUAAAGCACAAGUUUCUUAUUCUCAUCACCAGUACUGCUUUUUUUGUUUAGAUUGUUAGUAAUUGAGGUUUUUUUAUGAUAUAUUACAAAGUUAACUCCCUUUGUCAGCCAUUUUAAGCUUUUUUUUUUCUUGUUUUUGGCAGAUGGAACUAAUUGCAAAGAAGUUGAAACAUCUUGAGCUUAAAUCAGUUAAAUGUUGCAUAGCUCCUUGUUUAAAAAGAAGCAGUGUUUGUCCACUAAGGGGAGCAACCCUUACUGAAAUGGUUGCAAGGGGAGCAACCCUUGCAAGGUACCGUAAUGCUGUCAAGGGAAGCAACUCUCAUUGAAAUGGCUGUCAAGGAAAUCAACCCUCGCUAAAAUAUCAUGCAAGACCUCAAUAAUUUAGGAUUGUUAAACAAAUGUCAUACUGUGUAUCUAUAUAUAUCUUGAACAAAUAAAUGUUCAUAAAAAAUCUC